This is a messenger RNA of Aplysia californica (California sea hare), 2808 nucleotides long. Its product is annotated as AP-2 complex subunit sigma. Lineage: Eukaryota; Metazoa; Mollusca; Gastropoda; Aplysiida; Aplysiidae. Gene Ontology annotation, cellular component: membrane coat; AP-2 adaptor complex; intracellular membrane-bounded organelle. Bases 106 to 534 code for a protein of 142 amino acids. The transcript has 4 exons. Gene Ontology annotation, biological process: clathrin-dependent endocytosis; intracellular protein transport. Gene Ontology annotation, molecular function: clathrin-cargo adaptor activity. The record is from RefSeq and is a predicted model, not a curated record.
CUAAUAAGCUCAUCCUCAUGCGGAAGUGGAGCUCCAACAUUAGUGGGAGGGGUAUUUCUCUGAAGCGAGAACGUUACAGACAAAAACUUGAUUUAGAUCUACAUCAUGAUUCGCUUCAUCCUGAUUCAAAAUCGAGCUGGUAAAACUCGUCUCGCUAAGUGGUACAUGCACUUUGAUGAUGAUGAGAAGCAGAAACUGAUUGAAGAGGUCCAUGCUGUGGUGACAGUCAGAGACACAAAACACACUAACUUUGUAGAGUUUCGAAAUUUCAAGAUUGUGUAUCGUCGUUAUGCUGGCCUGUACUUUUGCAUCUGUGUGGAUGUGAAUGACAACAACCUGGUGUACCUGGAGGCUAUACACAACUUUGUUGAAGUGCUGAAUGAGUUUUUCCACAAUGUCUGUGAGCUGGACCUCGUGUUUAAUUUUUACAAGGUGUACAGUGUGGUGGACGAGAUGUUCCUGGCAGGAGAGAUCCGAGAAACGAGCCAGACCAAAGUCUUGAAAGAGCUGCUGAUGUUAUCAUCAUUAGAAUGAGACCUGUAUUCAUGUGUAUAGUGCAAUAUGAACAUGGACUGUCAUCCUAUAUCAUGGUAUGAGUACAAGCUGCUUGUCACUGUUUUGUGUCUGAAUGUAGAAUGUAGGUGGGAUGCCUGUAAUUAUUGUGAGGAGUGUCAGAGGUUGCAAGAUGAUUUGUUUUAUUUUUGCUCUUGCAUUCUGUGAACAUCAUUUUUUAACAUGGUACUAUGACAUGGGUCCCCAGGCCUUUCUUCUUCAACAAGCAUACUAUUCCAUGUUAGUUUCCUUGAAACUUAAUUGUUAUAUUAUCUUCUGUUGAGACCUCUUCACCAGGACCACUUCUGCUUGCCAAGAAAUUUUUUGAAUUACUGCCAUGUCUCAAUAAAACUCAUUUGUGAUAGCAUGGCGUAUAGGCAAAUUAUAUCAUAUCCUUUUCAGGAGGAAAAAUAUGGAAGUCUUGCUUUUUAACUUCUCUGGAUACAUGUAAGAGCUUAUAUGAAGGAGACUCAAUAUUCUAAAAACAGGGCUUAGUGUGUAAUGAAAACUUGAAUUACAUUUAUUCAAAAUUCAUGCAGGACUGUUAUCAUUCCUCUUGGCACCAACCUUCUUUACUAGUUCAAUUUUAUACAUCACAAAAACAUACAAGAGGAAAAUUACUGCUGGACUGUAUGCCCUCUUUGUGUGAACCUGAAAAUUAUUGAGUAGUCUAUCUUGUUUUAUUAUAAGCAAAGUGUUGUCGUAUCUUUUCUUGUUCACUUUGCUUGAAUGAACCUAUUGCAUUCCAGUGUCGGCUGAAUAUAUGUGAAUUGUAUCUUAUGACUGGUAAGAUAAAAAAGAGAUUUCUUUAUGCAAAGAGGUCUGGAUGUUUUGGAGACUGCAGCUUGAUGUGUAACUCAUCAAUGUUCAACAUUGAAUGUGUUUAGUUUAACUCUGUGGUUUCUCCAAACACAAGUUUGUGUAGCUCAGCUCAGUAGAUCAGUUGUUGCUGUGUAAGGAACAUGGUCCAUUCACUACAUGUAUAUAUAUAUCUUGAUCGUACUAUCGUUGAGCGAGUGGUGAUUUUGAUGUUCAGGUUGUAUGCCGAUACAUGUGUUUGGGUCAUCGUUUUUCUCUGUUCUCUCUAAAUUUACAAUGAUUUAGUGACUUAUUAAUCCUCCACUGACUGUUCUGACCCAGUACAAGUUAGUUAGAAAUGUGCACCUUUGGCUAGAAUAUCACGUCAAGAUUUUUUUGGUUCAUUGUUUCUUUUUUUUUUUCUGUUCACUAGAACAGUAAAAACCAGGAUGUGGUAGAGUCGUAACAUUCUAACCCGGUCUAGUUAUAGGAAUGAACAGGAAAACGGAUGUUUCAAAUUAAAUUUUCUAUCUUUUCUGUUUCCUCCCUGUGGUCUUACUAAUCUUAACUUUUUAUGGUCCAAGAUUUGCGCGGAAGAAUUGUGAAUGUGAAUCGAUUUGAUAAUGUGAUAUAUCCUUGGCUCUGUACUGUUGACUAUUAUCACUUGUCCUCUCCACUUUGUAAAAGAAGCCCUAAUGUAGAAGUUUCUCCUGAUAAAUUUUAUUUCGUUUUCCUUUCCCUGUAGUGCAUAUCUAUCCUGUUUUCUUUCAUCUAUUUACUUAUGAGCAAGUUGCAUUUAUCUCUAAAAUUAUCUUUUUUUUUUCUCUUACAACACAGGACAUAUGUCGGCAUAUUGGGUUUAGUGCUUGCCGAAAAAGCAGUAACCUUUGAUUUGUCAGGUGCCACCCAUGAAGCUUGAUUGAAAUUUGUAGAACAAAACUUUGAUGCCUUUAUUUCUUAUUGUAUCUUGAAAUUAACAGAUGAGCUAAAAGAAAGUGUGAAUAGGAAACUAUCAGAUUUAUUGGAUUUUGAUUUUCACAACAUGGUGUUUUAUCAAAUUUCCUUUCUGCUUUGCUGCAUCGUUUGUAUCUCUUUGGAAACUCACCUGUCAAUAUAACUACCCACAAAAAAAACCCCAAGCAAUACUACUACCCAAGUACUGCAAGUUCCUUUGCAUUACAUUUCCUGAUGAAGGGGAACAGUUAACUGUUUAAUACAAUGUUACUUUUCCUUUCAAUUUCAAUUCUUUUAUCUGUGUGUCUGUUAGUCCAUUAUCUUCAUCUUUCAUCUGAAUAUCAAGUCAUGAAGGUUCAGGGUUUGUGUGAACCCGUGUAGCUUUCAAAACCCAUUGUGUAUGCAUUACAUUUUGUGUUAGAUGAUCAUAGCUUACAUGAGCAUUUUUGUUGUGUAGAUUAUGAAAUUUAGCCACAUUAAAAUAAAUAGAAAUCUCAUAAAUUC